UCGACCAUCCACGCACACACGAUCGAUCUUCGCCUUCUUCAAUCCUGAAGUUCUAAUAUCAUUCGCCAUCAAUCUUCUGAAGUUCUUUGAUCUGAAGCUCUCCAUGGCCGACGAUGAGGGCCGCCGCCACCAUUUCCUGCUCGUGAGCUACGGCUUCCAGAGCCACAUCAACCCGGGGCGCGUCCUCGCCCACCGCCUCGCGCGGCUCGGCGGCGCCGACGGCUCCAUCUCGGCCACGCUCUCCGUGCCGGUCGCCACCUACCGAUCCAUGUUCCCUUCGCCGGACGCCGAGGCCGCGGCGGCGGAGGAGGAGACCACCAACGACGGCGUCAUCUCGUACGUCCCCUACUCCGACGGCGUCGACGACGGCUCCAUGCCCAGGGACGCCGCCAACAGGGCGGUGCGGCGCCGCGCGACCUCCGCGAGCCUCUCCGCCGUCGUCGCUCGCCUCGCCGGCCGCGGGCAGCCGGUGACGUGCAUCAUGUGCACGGUGGUGUCCCUCCCGGUUCUCGACGUCGCACGGGAGCACAGCAUCCCCGUCGCCGUUUACUGGAUCCAGACGGCGACUCUUCUUGCCAUCAACUACCACUACUUCGUCCAUGGCUACAGCGAGCUCAUCGUCCCCCACGCCGCCGACCCUGCGCACGAGGUGCGCCUGCCCGGUCUGAGCCGUCCUCUUCAGAUAAGCAACAUCCCGUCCUACCUGAUCGACAUGUCAGGCAGCGAGAGCGCUAAGGCCUUCAUCGAGGUGUUCCAAGAGUUCUUCCAGUACAUAGUCCAGUUGCAGCCUAAGGUGCUUGUGACCACACUAGACGAGCUGGAGCCGAGCGCGGUCGCGGAGAUGAAGCGACACCUGGAAGUGUUCACCAUUGGUCCCAUGGUUGGGAGCUCAACGGAGACGCGCAUCCACUUGUUCAAGCAUGACAGCAGCGACAAGAAGAGGUACAUGGAGUGGCUUCAGGGUCACCCGGAGAAGUCCGUGGUGUACGUGUCGUUUGGGAGCCUAUCAAAGUACACCAAACUUCAGAUGGAGGAGAUCGUCGGAGGGCUGCGGCAAUGUGGGAGGCCGUACUUGCUGGUUGUGCGCAGGGACGGGCUCGUGGACGACGAUGAUGAAAGCGGCAGCUUGGAGAAGAACAACCAAAGUCAGGGCAUGGUUGUGGAUUGGUGCAGCCAAUUGGAGGUUUUAUCGCACCCUGCAAUAGGGUGCUUCGUCUCGCACUGCGGAUGGAACUCGACAAUGGAGGCCAUGUUGUCCGGCGUGCCGAUAAUCGGUGCGCCGAACAUGUUUGACCAACCAACGAAUGUAUUCUUCAUUGAGGAGGAGUGGGAGGUUGGCAUCAGAGCCGAGAGCAACAAUGAUGGUGUGUUGAUGGGAACAGAGUUGGCGAGGUGUGUUGAGCUGGUCAUGGGUGAAGGUGCAAAAGCAAUGGCGAUAAGGGAAAAGGCAAAGGCCUUGAAAGAGGUAGCGCAAGCAGCAGCAGGUAUAGGCGGGGCUGCUGAGAGAAACCUUCGUGACUUUGUCAAAGCAAUACCAUGUCGGAAUUAAUAAUAAAGCCAUGAUAGAAAACUGGAUCUGGUCCAUUCAUGACAGCGACCUCUUUUGUUCUUGUACCGCAGUAUGUAUCACAAAUUCAAUCCAGCCAAAUUAUUAGCUGGAAAUUUAAGAUGGACUCCUGAACUUGGAAUUUGUUCAGGCAAUAA
Molecule: messenger RNA, 1704 nt
Organism: Panicum virgatum (switchgrass)
Lineage: Eukaryota; Viridiplantae; Streptophyta; Magnoliopsida; Poales; Poaceae
Product: cyanidin 3-O-rutinoside 5-O-glucosyltransferase-like
Exons: 2
Coding region: 104-1549 (481 amino acids)
Molecular function (GO): UDP-glycosyltransferase activity
Source: RefSeq, a predicted model, not a curated record